UGCACGCUUCUCCGACUCGGCACACAGUGUGCCCAUAAGGCCCAUUCGAGCUAUACUUACGAGAACGCGCGCGCGACCGGGAGCGAGCAAGCAAACGAGCGAGCAAGUAAGCAAGCGAACGAACGAACGAACGAAAGACCGAACGAACGAACGAACGAACGAACGAACGAACGAACGAACGAACGAACGAACGAACGAACGAAAGAACGAAAGAAAGAACGAACGAACGAAGGAACGAGCGGGACCGCAGAAAAUCAUCGGAGGUGGGGGCCGAUUCAAGAAUCGACGUGGACACCCUCGCCUUCCAAAGUCAUUCACCUAACGGACAAGGUGGACGCUCAGUGAUCGAAGAAAGGAAAGAAUCAGAAGGCUGCCCUCUCGAAAGUGACUUUUUACGAUAUUUGGGAUCUGUGAUUAAUUUUUUCUCUCUGUACAGAUAUAUAUAUGUAUAUACACAUAUAUAAAAGUGAGAUUAAAGAAGAUAUAUCUACAGUGCAGAAAGAGAAACAGAGAUAGAAAUAGAAAUAGAAAUAGAGAGAGAGAGAGAGAGAGAGAUGGAGUAUCAUCGAUGAGAAGAGCUACGAACUCGAAUGCAACAAGGACGCACGUUGAAUGUCGUUAACGUCGAUGAACUAUUAAUCAUCAUCUUCCAAGAUCUUCAAGAUGAAUCAGCAAUGCAAGGUGUGCGGCGAACCCGCGGCUGGCUUCCACUUUGGCGCGUUCACCUGCGAGGGCUGCAAGUCCUUCUUUGGAAGAUCUUACAACAAUCUAAAUAGUAUAUCCGAAUGCAAGAACGGCGGUGAAUGCGUGAUAAACAAGAAGAAUCGUACUGCCUGCAAAGCGUGCCGUUUAAGAAAGUGUCUUCUCGUUGGAAUGUCGAAAUCUAGUUCCCGUUAUGGGCGCAGAUCUAAUUGGUUCAAGAUUCAUUGUCUUCUUCAAGAACAACAACAGCAACAACAGCAACAACAACAGCAGCAGCAGCAACAACAGCAACAACAGCAGCAACAACAGCAACAGCAACAACAACAACAGCAACAGCAACAUCAUUAUUCUCAAGCUUUGACGACGAAUCCGCAAUUAUCUCAACAACAAAGGAAACCAAUGAGCCCACCGAUAGGUUUACAUCCGAGUCAAAGAAAAGACGAUAAUUUGUUGCUCGGAUUGGACGAUUACAAGAAUUCAACGUCGCCUAGUAUAAGUUCUCCGGAGUCUCAUAACAGCGACAGUUCGGUUGAAAUAUCCGAAAGAAGAGCAGCGUUUGUUGGACAUCCAGGCUUUCGACCUUUACAUUCUCAUUUGCCACACUCGGUAGCCGAACUGUCGGCUUUGGGUAAAGAGAUGAUGACGUUACCGCUUGGUUUUCAUCUCGGUGGUAUGUCCUUGAUUCAACCAGCGUUCUUACCACCCCCAAGUCUUACGAUGUUCUCGCCUUAUCAUCUAUACGCAACGCCACAUGGCGGUUCGCACCCGUUAGUACCAUCUUGUCACUCACCGAGCGUACACAGAAGUUCGCCAGUUAUCGAAGAUGUAUCCUCGACGAUAUCGACGACUCCGACGACAGCGACGACGACGACGACGACGACGUUGACCGUGGUUCCAACUACGACGAGUAUCGAGACAACGAACGCGAUCAUCAGCAUCGAUGAUAAAGACUCCUGUGCAAAUAAUAAUAAUAACAAUAAUAAUAACAAUAACAAUAAUAACAAUAAUAACAACAAUAAUAAUAAUAAUAAUAUUAACAACAAUAACAAUGACAAAUACGUUCACAAUCAGAACGUUCGAUCGACGAUAGAGAAUAUUACGUCGACCGAGAAUUAUAGCAAAAGAUUUUAUUUGGACGCGGUACUGAAGAGACAACGGUUAACAAGAGGUGAAUCUUCACCGAGAUCUUCGAAAACUUCAUCCGAUAGAGACUCGUUGAGCUCGACUCCCGAACUCGACAUUGAUUGUCUACCACCACAAGACAAUCCCAUAGAUCUUUCAAUGAAAUCAACGACCGCCAGCGUAGUUGAUCCUACUCAGGAGGACGAACUCGACAUGGAAGAAGACAGCGACAGGGACAGCCCACCCUUGAAGAAAAGGCCUGCACCUAUCGAUCUCACUACGAGGUCUUAAGUCUUUCUUUUUCUUUCUUUUCUUCUCUCUCCCCUCAACCGCAACCCCAACCCCUUCCAGGAUAUGGAAUUUAUGAUUCCACGAUGACUCGGAAGAAAAGUUUUCUUUGAGGAUAGAAAACGGAUUCUAUAAGCGUAUUCUAAAAGUGUAUUCUAAAAGUGUAUUUACUACAAAAAAUGCUACUUUUCUUUUUUUCUCUUUCUUCUUCUUUUCUAUUCUUUUCUUUCUCUUUCUCUUUCUCUCUUUCUCUCUCUCUCUCUCUAUCUCUUUCUAGUCUACCGAAAAUCGUUCCUACACCGUGAGAAAGGUCAGGGUGCUAUUAUACGCGAUCCACGUUAGAUAUGUGCGAGAUAAUAGGAAGGUGCCUAAGCAAAACGGUGAAAUCGAAAAUUGCUAUAGGCACACGAUGGACUUUGACAACGAUAUUCUACGAAGAUAACCUGUGUGUUAUAUUUAAUUUUAUUCACGUUUCCAUUGGUAUUACUAAACGGACCUUGUGUAUUUGUGCGUGUGUGUGGGUGUAUAUGUAUGUUAGAGAGAGGGGAGAGAAAGAGAGAGAGAAGAGGAAGAAACGAAUGAACUCUACUGUUCAAUCGAUAAAAUUGUAUUUAUCAUAACAUAUCGUAUCUAAUCAUCGAAAAAUUUGUUCCACGACGAAAUCGAAUACAUGAUCGAAAGGAUUCAAAAAAAAAAAAAACAAACCAACGAACAAAAAAAAACAAAAAAAGAAAAUGAUUCGAUCGUUCGAUCAAGAAAAAAAGAGAAAGAGAGAGAGAGAGAGAGAUAGAGUCGUGUCUCAGUUUCUUACGAUCGAUCAUAAAAUGAAAUAUUGAUAGUUUAAUUAACGAUCUCGCGUUCUUUCUCGAUCGGUAGACAAAGAGAGAAGGAUAUGGGAAAAAGAAAAUAAAUGGAUAAGAGAAGAUAGAAAAAGGGAGAGAAAGAGAGAAAGAAAGAGAGAAAGAAAAAAAGGAAAGAGAAAGAGAGAAAGGAUUCUACGUGAAGGGACGAAGGAGAGUGUGCUUGCGAUUCGCCGGAUGAACACGUAAAACCGCGGGGUGCACACGUGUUUGGAACGCGCGUUACAAAGCGCUCGUACACGCGUCGAACGUCUGGUAAACGCUUUAUCUUACGAGCGUUCGACGCCUGCCAAUGUAAACUCCGACCGUAAAGUUUUCGUCUCUCGUGAGUUGGAUGUAGAAUGAAAGAGAACGAUAGAAAGAAAAAGAGAAGAGGACAAAGAUAAGUAUAGAGAGAGAGAGAGAGA
Messenger RNA from Vespula vulgaris, 3379 nucleotides. RefSeq names its product knirps-related protein-like. Gene Ontology annotation, molecular function: zinc ion binding; DNA-binding transcription factor activity; sequence-specific DNA binding. Lineage: Eukaryota; Metazoa; Arthropoda; Insecta; Hymenoptera; Vespidae. Bases 664 to 2115 code for a protein of 483 amino acids. The transcript is spliced from 4 exons. The record is from RefSeq and is a predicted model, not a curated record. Gene Ontology annotation, biological process: regulation of DNA-templated transcription.